AUGUCUUCUCAGGAGAGCGAGGAGCGUGAAAUGGCCAGACCCGGUGACUUGGCUACUCUUGUCAACGGACUGCUCGAAUCCAUUGCUUCUGUGGAUAGCGAAGCACCGAAAUUGGCGGUUUCUUCUACCUAUGCAGAACUUGUUAAUGGCGUAAACGAGCCAUCCGAGGUGACUAAGAAAGGACAGACAGUGGCUAUCAGUGUUGGAAAACAAGUGGCUGAUGGUGUUAAUAAACCACCUGCCAUUGAUACUCUUGACCACCCUCAGCCACAUCAGCAGCAAUUGAUGUCAACUGAAAUGUCUUCUGCCUCUGGUUUGACUUCGGUGUCAGCACCUUUGGGUGGCAAGACCCGAGAAUUUAUGGAAGCCAAGCAGCUCGUUGAUCAAAUGACUGAUCAGAAGAAGAGUGAGUAUACACGCAUACAUGCACACAGUACAUGGUGUGAGUCAUUAUGA
Molecule: messenger RNA, 456 nt
Organism: Protopolystoma xenopodis
Lineage: Eukaryota; Metazoa; Platyhelminthes; Monogenea; Polystomatidea; Polystomatidae
Source: the annotation of a GenBank genome assembly